AUGUCGUUAACAAACUGCCGUUUUUACGAGGAGAAGUAUCCAGAGAUCGACAGCUUCGUCAUGGUCAAUGUCAAGCAGAUCGCCGAGAUGGGUGCCUACGUUAAGCUUCUAGAGUACGAUGACAUUGACGGCAUGAUUCUGCUCUCUGAGCUUUCCAGAAGACGUAUCCGAUCCAUCCAGAAGCUCAUCCGAGUUGGCCGCAACGAGGUCGUCGUGGUACUCCGUGUGGACAAAGAGAAGGGUUACAUCGAUCUUUCCAAGCGACGAGUCUCCCCUGAGGAUAUCGUUAAGUGCGAGGAGCGAUACAACAAGAGCAAGAUGGUCCACUCAGUCAUGAUCCAUCUUGCCAAAGCCACCGAAAUCCCCCUCGAGACUCUAUACCAGGCCAUUGCUUGGCCCCUGAACAAGAAAUACGGCCAUGCUCUCGACGCUUUCAAGCUCUCCAUCACUAACCCUGAAGUCUGGAACGACAUCACCUUCCCCGACGAGGUUACCGCCCAGGAGCUUAAGACAUACAUCGGCAAGCGACUCACUCCCCAGCCCACCAAGGUCAGAGCCGAUGUUGAGGUCACCUGCUUCGGCUACGAGGGUAUCGAUGCUGUCAAGACUGCUCUGCGCACAGCUGAGGCCAAGAACACUGAGGAAACCCAGGUCAAGGUCAAGCUUGUGUCUCCCCCUCUUUACGUUCUCACCAGCACAUGCUUGGAUAAGUCUGUUGGUAUCACUCGUUUGCAAGAGGCUAUUGUCGAUAUUCGAGCCAGCAUUGAGGCUGCAGGCGGUCACUUGACAGUCAAGAUGGAGCCCAAGGCUGUUACCGAGAGUGAUGACGCUGAGCUCCAAGCCUUGAUGGAGAAGCGUGAGCGUGAGAACGCUGAGGUUAGCGGCGACGAGAGCAUGAGCGACAGUGACGAGAACAUUCCUGAAACCAUGUAG
Fusarium poae is the source of this 933-nucleotide messenger RNA. RefSeq lists its product as uncharacterized. NCBI's taxonomy places the organism in Eukaryota, Fungi, Ascomycota, Sordariomycetes, Hypocreales, Nectriaceae. The record is from RefSeq and is a predicted model, not a curated record. The transcript is spliced from 4 exons. Bases 1 to 933 code for a protein of 310 amino acids. Gene Ontology annotation, cellular component: multi-eIF complex; eukaryotic translation initiation factor 2B complex; eukaryotic 48S preinitiation complex. Gene Ontology annotation, molecular function: ribosome binding; RNA binding; translation initiation factor activity.